Molecule: messenger RNA, 990 nt
Organism: Aegilops tauschii subsp. strangulata
Lineage: Eukaryota; Viridiplantae; Streptophyta; Magnoliopsida; Poales; Poaceae
Source: RefSeq, a predicted model, not a curated record
CUGUUCCAUUCAUCCAUCCAUCCAUCAGCCACUUCACACCAGAAAUUCAGGCAUGGCAGCUCCGACGAGAGCACUAGUCCUCGGCGUCCUGCUGGCGAUUGCCGUUGCCAAUGCCGAGGCGGCGUCCGUGGUAGUCGGCCUGGCCAAGUGCGCCAACUGCACGAGGAAGAACAUGAAGGCCGAGGAAGCCUUCAAAGGUCUUCAGGUGGCAGUCAAGUGCAAGAACGUCCACGGCGACUAUGAGAGCAAGGCAGUGGGCGCCCUCGACCGCACCGGCGCCUUCAGCGUGCCCCUCGCCGCAGACCUCCACGGCGCCAACUGCGUCGCUCAGCUCCACAGCGCCGCCUCCAACGCGCCAUGCCCCGGCCAGGAGCCAUCCAAGAUCGUGCCGGUUUUCGAGGGCACCACCUUCGGCAUCGUCGCCGGCGACAGCAUUGCCACUCCGUCUGCAGCGUUGCCGGAGUGCACGUCCAUGACCCUGUGCGGGCCGAUCAAAAAGCACAUCAUCGAGCACUUCCACCACAAGAAGCCCGUGCCGCCCAAGCCGGAACCCAAGCCCCAGCCUCACCCAGACUACGGCCCCGUGCCCAAGCCCGAGCCGAAGCCGCAGCCCCACCCGGACUACCAUCCCGUCCCUCCCACGCCCACCUACGGUGGUGGCGGUGGCGGUGGAUACCACGGACACCACUGAGUCCAGUAUACCACCGUCCCGCCCAGCGAUGAAAUCUCAUGAGCGGGUUGGUGAUCACUGAGUCAUCGACAUUGCUAUUUAUGAUCCUUUUGCAUGUGUGGGUGUAUUGUUUGGUCUUCUGCCAUUAGCUGCCCCGUUUUAGUAUCUGCACUGCAGAGUUGAGUGUUCAGAAUAACAAUUGUGAGGAACACAGGGAUCAUAGUGUAUUUUGCAUUUUAAAGAUUUGUAAUUUGGGUGUGUUUUUUUAACGAAGUUGUUGCAGAUCAAGUAAUUAAUUUAAUCAAGUCCAUUUGAGCCAA